AUGGGUAACCAGGUGGUGAUCGCGAAGGCGGCGGCGGGCGUGGCGUCGGACUACUGGGUACACGACCUGCCGCGCGGCGUGGUGCUCAAGGACGUGUUGGCGCCGGGCCGCUUCCUCAAGACGCUCGACUGCUUCCACCAUGAGGGCCGCGUCAUCGUCAAAGUCUUCCUCAAACGCGCCGACCUCAACCUCCCGCUGCAGGCCAGUCGUCCCCGCGCCUUCCUGCUGCCACUUCCGCAGUGCCUUCCCCACCUCACAAGAAGCGACAUCGCCGCUGGGCAGGCACCCCGUGCGCUCGCCACGGCUGUUGACAGCGGCAACUGCAUGGCCUCCUUAUCCCCAUCCCAUCCCAUGCUGCGCCCUCCCAUGCGCUCUCCCCUGCGCCCUUAUCUGCGCCGUCCCCUGCGACCUUAUCUGCGCCCUUACAUGCGCCCUUGCACUCUUACCUGUGCCCUCCCCUGCGCCCGCCCGUCUUUCCCCCUCUACCAGGCGUACGAGCAGCAGUUGAAGGUCAUUCGCCAUCGCCUCUCAGGCAUCGACAAGUCGCACGUCUGGCCCUUCCAGUUCUCUGGUCCUCUCUCUCACCCCUCCCCCUGGUCUGUCUGCUCCGCCGCCCCCUGCCUCGGGCAGAAGUGGUACGAGACGGAGAGAGCAGCGUAUGUGCUGAGGCAGUACUUCUUCAGCACGCUGCACGACCGCCUCGGCACGCGCCCCUUCCUCGGCCUCACCUUCAAGAAGUGGAUCGCCUUCCAGAUCCUCAAGGCGUUGGACCAGGCGCACUCACGAGGGGUCUGCCAUGGCGAUCUGAAGGCGGACAACGUGUGUGUGACGGCGUGGAACUGGGUGCACGUGGUGGACUGGGCGCCCUUCAAGCCCGUCCUCAUCCCCUCCGACAACCCCGCCAUCUUCUCCUUCUUCUUUGAUACCGCCCCCUCCGGCCGCCGCCGCUGCUGCAUCGCCCCUGAGCGGUUUGUGUCGGCGAGUGAGUGGAGGCAGAGGCAAAGCGAAGGGGAGGGCGGAGUGGGGGGGGCACAGCUGCAGCCUGCCAUGGACAUUUUCUCCGCAGGGUGUGUGAUAGCGGAGAUGUUUCUGGACGGCGAUGUGCUCUUCGACCUCUCCUCGCUGCUCGCCUAUCGACCACGUAUUCCCCAGCGGCUAUUCACCACGCAUACAGGUUGGGGGUGA
Closterium sp. NIES-65 is the source of this 1185-nucleotide messenger RNA. Lineage: Eukaryota; Viridiplantae; Streptophyta; Zygnematophyceae; Desmidiales; Closteriaceae. The record is from the annotation of a GenBank genome assembly.